This is a messenger RNA of Hydractinia symbiolongicarpus, 3515 nucleotides long. RefSeq names its product myosin heavy chain, fast skeletal muscle-like. NCBI's taxonomy places the organism in Eukaryota, Metazoa, Cnidaria, Hydrozoa, Anthoathecata, Hydractiniidae. The record is from RefSeq and is a predicted model, not a curated record. Bases 43 to 3438 code for a protein of 1131 amino acids. The transcript has 12 exons.
UUUAGAUAAAAACGAGUUCAGGGAGAAAAGGAGGAGUGCAAUAUGGCUGAAGAUGGAGAGUUUGAACAACUGAAGAAGGAGUUGGAGAACAAAUCUAAUGAAAUUGAAGACUUAAGAACACAGAUAGAACAUCAUAAGGCUAUAAUAAAUUCACCUGAUACCCAUGAAGCACCAAUGCAGGAUGCAUACAAUCUGAAUUAUGAUGUGUCUGUAACGAAGACCUUUCCUCAUGUCUCUCAUUCAAAUAUGUAUCAAAGUUUGCACGGUCCAGCUAUGCCAACUUUCAACCACAAUACACAAGCUCCAGUGAAUAUGAUAACUACAUCUCCUUCAUACAAUCCUAUUAACAGUUAUACUCCAGCAAAUGCAAAUGUUGAAGCUGUUGUUAAAACCUUUCACAGUCAUGUUGAGGAUUUACAAAGAAAAUUAAAGAUUACCACUGAGAUGUGUGCUGAACAAGACUCUAAAUACCAAAAAUCUUUCAAAGAAAUGGAGAUGAAGCUGCGAAGGGCAAUCAAUUCAAGAGAUGAGCUUUUGAAGUUAAGACAAGCUGAAUCGAAUAACCAACAAAAAUUAAUUGAUCACCUCCAGUUAGCAUUUAAUAAAAUAGAAAAAGACAAAACAACAGUUGAACAAAAAUUAGAUGUGAAUACUGACCUUCUUAACACCAAACUAAAAGAGAUUAAUGAGUUAAACGAAAAACUUCUUAAGUUUGAAUCUCAACUUGACAAUGUCCUUAGUGUUAUGGUACCAGACUUAAAGAAGUUACAACUUGACUGUAUCACUGAUGUUAAUAAUGAGAAUAUAGUGAAGUUUUUAGAGAAGUUUGUUUCGUGUAAUCAGAAAGAAAAAGAUGAACUAGCAAGUCAGGUUAAAACAUUGACUGCGAAAAUAGAAACCAGUAAAAGUAUUUAUGAAGAACGCAUAAAAUAUGAGAAAGACGUACUUGAGGCUCAUUAUAAAGAGGUAAUCAAGGGUCAUGUCACCAAUCUUGAAACAAGAAAUAAAAAUGUUGAAGACCUUCAGGAAGAAAUUAAAAAUUUAAACGAAACUUUAUUAAAUGCUGAAUCAAGUCACCGUAAAGAAGUUGAAAGGCUUUCUGAAACAGCUGAUAAAGGCAAAGACAGAUUUGAGGCAGAGGUAAUGAAAGUCGAAAAUGAAAAGGAGGAAAUUAACCAGAAAUAUGGUCUUCUACAAAACAACUUCAAUGCAUUAAAAAAUGAAAAUGAAAAUUUGUUAUUGCAAAUAGAAACUCUGAGAAAAGAAAUACAAAAAUUAAGCGACGAAAAUAAAAAUGUACAGAAUGAAAUGACUGCUUUGGUUUCUAGUAACGAACAUCAAAAGACAUCGAUUCAUGAACUGCAAGAAAAGCUAGAAAUAACCAAAUCCAAUUUGCAUGACGAAAAAAUGAAACUUCAAGAUGAAGUGAAUCAAAAGAGCGCACAAUAUCAACAACUUUUACUUGAGGAAAAAAAAUUAAAAGAGAAGUUGAAAUUAGUUGCUGCAACCGUUGAAAAAGAUGUACAACAUGAAGAAAGACAAAAAUACGAGAAAGAAAUAAAAGAUGUAAAACAUGUAAUGGAUGACUAUAAGAGUGUGUUAGAAAAAGCAAAAUCUGAUUUGGAACUAAAAGAUGAAAUAAUAGCAAAAAACAAUAACUCUCUCUCAGAAUUAACUUAUACUUUGCAAAUUUCCAAUAAGAAAAUUGAUCACCUAAACAAAGAGAUCCAAUCACAAGAAGAGACGCUGAAUGUUAAGGAAAACAAAAUUGUGACAUUGUUGUUAGAGUUGGAUGAAUUGAAAGCGAAACUAGAUACUGCGGAGAAGAAUGAAACGCAACUAGCAAUGCAAUUGGAAAGUUUAAAUAACACUGUAGGUAGCUACCAAAAGGAAAUUGUUAUGUUAGAAAAGAAGAAUAUAGAGCUACUUCGGAAUGUCGAUAAAAGUAAUUUUAAAUCAGAUUUCAUACAACAGGAAUGGGACAAAAUUGUCAGUGCAGUGAACAAUAAGAACAAAGAGAUUGAAACAUUGCAAAAAGAGAAGAAAGCAAUUGUGAGAAAAUUAAAACAAAAACAUGAUACAUUGAAAAACUCUGAAACAAGAUGUAAGGAAUUUGUUGAGGAAUUGAACUCAUUGAAAGAGGCUUAUGUAAAUAUUGAGAAAGAACGUAGUAAGUUAAUUGAAAGAUGUGGUGUAGCAGAGAGAGAGCUAGAAGGUGUAUAUAGUGAACGAAAUGAACUUGAAGCAGUUGUCGUGCAGCAAGAAGACACACAAAAAGUUGAAAGAGCAAAGUUAUUGCAGCGUUUGAAAAUAUCAGAACAAGAUCUUGUUUUGUUGAAAAGCCUGUUAGAUAACCAGAAAUCAUCAGAUCAAAAAGCUGUAAAAGUAGCCAGUAUUACUCAAAAGGUGGUCACAAAACAACGUUCAGAACUCGACUCCCUUAAAACCAAGGUGCAAUGGAUGAAAGAAGCUUUGGACGUUUCUGAAACGAUAAGAAAAGACCUGGAGCUACAAGCAGCUGAUAAAGACAAAUCUAUUUCACUUUUGAAAAAGGAUAUUCUGUCUCUCUCUUCUCAAAAUAAGCAGUUAAAACUGCGCGUGGAAAAAUAUCGAAACGAAUCCGACCGCUUACACAGAGCCCUGAAACAGGCUGCAAUCAAAUACGAAGAUGUGUACUCAUUGGUUGAAAAGCAGGAGAUGGUGUUAAAAACAGAACGUGAAUCAUACAGUGCUGAGAUUGAAACUUUAAAGAGGCACUUAUCAUCGAGAACAUUGCAGAAAUAUUUUGUUCCUCAUAACGAAAGUAUAAAUACAGAAGCUGUAAACCAUGGAGAACAUUUGCGUCAUUUGUUGCACAACGUAAGGGAUAUGCUCUCCUCCACAUUGGAUGAAAUGAAAUAUACACCGGGUAGUAGAGCGGAAAUUAGCGAAGAAGCUGUAAAAAAGAAAUUAGAACACGACUUUUUACACGAUCAUUCUGAUGAGAGUCGUAAAAGUAUAGUUAUAGUAACCCCUGCUACUGGUAGAAACACUUUGAAACUGAACGAAUACAUAGAAAGGCAUUCAGAGGCUACGGAUAUGUCAUCAGCUGUAGACCUGACAAAAUAUCGGAAUAGUGAAAAUGAUAGGAGAGCUAAAGGAAUAACAACUACAUCGUCCCCUAUAAACGACUUAAAUUCUGUCUCAACCAUCGAGGCUAACUUUGUGGCUGACUCAACUUUAUCUUCUAUAUCGGACAAUGUCCUACUUUCGGAGCCUCUGGCAGAAAAAGAAGUCACCACCAGUCUAGGUAAUUUAGAUGCUGUUUCACGUUUGCAACAAAAACUUUCAAAUCUUAAGGAUAUGGGUACGAAUUUAACAAGUAAUAACGAAGAGCUGACAUCCAUGAUGAAAAAACAUUCAAACAAACUUCGGAAAUUUCAUGACGGAAUGGCCUAACGGUUAAUUUUAAAUGUACAUAACUGAAUUUUUACAUAGAUUAUUUAUUAAAUAAUAUAAAACACAGAAUGCGUUGA